AGGAGGUUUUGUAAAUUAUCCAUAGUAGUGCUUCAAUUAAGCCAUAAUUUUCAUCCUAAAAGUAGGUAUAUAAACGACUCGUCGUUCAAGUGUGAUAUAAUCAUGCAGGCAUUGCAUCUCACAGAUAUAGCAGGAAAGAGGUAAAAGAUUGGAGUGGAAAAUGGGAUAAAAAUCAGCAGCGACUCCGCCACCGCCAUAAUCGAGUGUCAGCGAGAACCCCCGAUUUUCCAUCAUACCGUCAUUGCACUAUCUUUGUCAAAUAUAAGCUCUACUCUCUCAUUCUUCUUCUCCUUCUUCUUCUUUUCUAGCUAAUCAGCUCUAACCAUGGAAGGCCAAAAACUCCAAGUGCACGAGGGAACCACCAUCUCACAGCAUCUUUUAAGGUUCUUUGGCAUAGCAGCAUGCAUAAAGCUCCUAUUGAGCUCCACCAGUAUUGGCUUGCUUUUAUCUGACUCACUAUCCCCCCUCUUGAUGGUACUUUGAUGAUACGAGUCCAUGGACUUGUUUACCCUCCACUGUUUGCCUAUUAAGAAGAUAUUUUCUUCUUCUUUUCCCAUUUGGUUCACCCCCCAAUCCCAGUGGUUGACAUCCGCAAAGGCUUCAAUUGUAGAUCAAACACAGUAGUUUACUCCAAAGGAUCACUGUGAUCGUCUCAGAUUUGUUGUUUAUGUGGGGUUUAUAGAUUGAUUAAGAAAUUGGAGUUUACACGAGAACUUUAAUGUGGUUAGUGGUGGCUUGGUGGUCAGGGCUUAUAGUUUUCAGUACAAAUGGGUUUUUGUUAAGGCCGUUGACGAUGUGCAUUUCCUAAUUGCAAGAAGGGAGGGAUUUGGUAGGUGGCUUCUUUGCAGUUUUAUUAUGUUUUUAAGUACUUGUUUGCAAUGGCUACACCAGUUUGUUUUGUUUACUUGUUGCUGCAUUAUUGCUGGAAAUGUUUGUUAGGGGGUAGUGAGCUGCUUACUUGGGGGUUGUUGUCAUGGUGGUUCUGCUGCAUAUGGUUCAUUUUUGUGUCAUGGGCAGAUAAUUUAUGUCUCCUCUUAUUCCAAUUAGCAAAAAAUCAUUUUGGCAUUUAAUUAACAUGUCAUACUAAUAUGUUCAACUAAUCACAUAACUGUAUUUUUUUUUUCUAUUUAUUUUCCUAGUUAUGAUUUUAGGUUCCUGCAAAUGCCAGUAUAAUAUUGGAGUUUUAACACUGUAUAGUAAGAUCAUGCUUGUCAUUUUCUAUUUAGCAAUCUGUAGAUUUUUUCAGUUCUAGCAUAUAUCAUAUACAUGUACUAUUUUUGGAAUUUUUCAUAUAUUUAUACUAUUUUUAGAUUUCUAAUUGGACAGGGUAUUUUGUUUUUUUUUUAAUCACAUUUGUUAAUGUGUUUUAUGGUUCUUUUCCUAAUAUUUGAACUACAUCGAGUUCUUACCAGCCUUUUCAGUUGCCCGGCAUCAGCAUAUACUACAUUGAGCAAUCUGUCAAUUGCAUAAAAUUAGGAAUAUAACCUAGUCAAAAUCCCAUAGUGUAUUGGGCCAAUAUAAAGCAGAGGAUUUGCUAAUCAGGUGUUUGACAAAUCUCAUUUAAGAUGGAGUUUAACAUGUAUAUGUGUUGAAUUCCACAUCGGUUGUGGAAAGAGGUAAUAUGUUCCUUAUAUGGGCAAUAGGCAAUCUCCUCUUUGAACUAGCUUUUGGGUGAGUUAGGUCUGACCCAAAUUUAACAAUAUGUUAGGCUACAAAAUCUGUUUCCAUGGCGCACAUACACGCACCCAUGAGUAGUUCCAUGUGUUACUAAGAAGAGCUUCUAAGCUAACUGCUUGUGUAAAUCUACGAUUUGCAUAUUUUGUGAAAACAAAUGUGUGGUAGACCUAAUCUUUAUAUCUGAUAUAUUCAAGUCAUUUCCUUUUUUUGUGACAAUGUGCUCUCUCUCUCCCUCUAUGACACACACACAUUCAAAUGUUAUUGCAGAUGUAGCAUAGCUUCCUAAUUUCCCAAUUCCUAUACGUAAUUCAUAUUCUGCAGAUGCAAAAAUAAAAAACUCUAUCUAUGCUUUGCAGAUACAAAUAUAGUGUUCUUGCAGAUUUAAUUUGAUGACUAAAAACUUAAUCAUUAGCAUCUUUUUUUUUUUUACUUUUGCAUAGAGCAUUACUUAUAAAUUUGUACCUUGUAAAUACAAGAAAUGGUUAAUUUUGUACCUUGUAAAUACAAGAAGUUAACCAUUGCAUGUUUCUCUCUUGCAACAGAUUUUGCCAGGGCCACAAACUUUUGGAUUUUAUGUUAAAUUAGAUAAAGGGCAGGCUAGCUAUUUUGCUAUGUAACUAUUCAUCAUAAUGAGUGCUUCCCAUCUCUUACUUAGCACGGUGUUAUUGAGACAAGACCUCUUAUGCCCACUCUUCCAAUUGAAACUUCUCUUCUUCCAAGCAGAGAACUUGGACUAAACAUCCAAGCAUUUGGCUUCAAAGAAUCCCCAACUGCAGUCGGUUGCUACAUGGAUUCCUUAUGCUUAUACAUGUGCCUUUUUGUAUGGGUGGUAUCAGGCAUGUCUAUGAAAAAGCAUCACACCAUGUUGCCAUCUCUUGGCUAUUGUUCAUUACUUCUUGUCUGCUAUAGGAACAUUCUAAGUGUUGAUGUUGCUAUUGCACUCCAUUCUUAUAUGGCAUGGCACAGUUUUUCUGCACAAAUCACUAAGAAGGAUGCAGCAGCUAGAGUGACUAUCAGUGAAGAGAGGUGAACAAUCAAGUUCACUGGGAACUUCAUGUGGAACUGUUGAGUGAAGAAAGAAAUUUUGAAAUACUUACUUGGUGGCUUGGGAAGUGAUUUAACAGCCAAAAGAAAGAAUAGGUAACACUUCCCAAUUCUUACCACCUUAGUGAUAAGCUUCCCUUUGGAUCCCUUUUAGUGGUUUCUAUUCUAUAUAUUACGCCUUGUAAGUUAUUUACUCAAGGAUAUGGCGGGUGAGACGUCUCAUGAUAUCCACCUAUUUUUCAAUCGUUUAAGUGAUGUUUACAGGCAUCCGAGAAUAAAUCUUUUUUUUUUUUUACUUUUUC
This is a messenger RNA of Manihot esculenta (cassava), 3023 nucleotides long. RefSeq lists its product as uncharacterized. Lineage: Eukaryota; Viridiplantae; Streptophyta; Magnoliopsida; Malpighiales; Euphorbiaceae. The transcript is spliced from 3 exons. The record is from RefSeq and is a predicted model, not a curated record. Bases 2360 to 2707 code for a protein of 115 amino acids.